GGCUGCAGCAAAUUUUCCCCACAGUCUUCCGGAAAUGAAUUGGCGGGAGCAUCAGCUUCACUGUCCACCGCACCCCGGAAGCGGAAACAGAAUCCCAGCCUGCCCCUUCCUCACUGCCCUCCAAAUCCCUCUGUAGCCUUUGCCGCAGCCACGAUGCCGAAGCGAAAGAAGCAGGAUCAGCAGCAGCAGCCUCCACCGCCGCAGCCCCCACUGCCAGAGCGGGAAGAGACUGGUGACGAGGACGACGGGAGUCCCAUCGGACCACCCAGCCUUUUGGGCCCUCCCCCCAUGGCCAAUGGAAAGCCUGGUGACCCCAAGUCAGCUCUUCACAGAGGCCCUCCAGGAUCAAGAGGACAGUUAAUUCCACCACUGCUGAGUCUCCCACCUCCUCCUCGGGGUAGAGGUCCAAUGCGGGGAGGCCUAGGUCCCAGGUUUGGCCCAUAUGGUCGUGGUUGGUGGGGAGUCAAUGCUGAACCUCCUUUUCCAGGGCCAGGCCAUGGGGGUCCUCCCAGGGGGGCCUUUCACAAAGAGCAAAGAAACCCUCGAAGGCUCAAAAGCUGGUCCCUUGUCAAGAAUACCUGCCCACCUAAGGAUGGACCCCAGGUUAUGGAAGACAAAUCUGACCGCCCUGUCUGCCGACACUUUGCCAAAAAGGGCCAUUGUCGAUAUGAAGACUACUGUGCCUUCUAUCACCCAGGCGUCAAUGGACCUCCUCUGUAAGACUGUGCCUUCCCAUCCAGGC
This is a messenger RNA of Orycteropus afer afer, 742 nucleotides long. NCBI's taxonomy places the organism in Eukaryota, Metazoa, Chordata, Mammalia, Tubulidentata, Orycteropodidae. The record is from RefSeq and is a predicted model, not a curated record.